Molecule: messenger RNA, 2093 nt
Organism: Dermatophagoides farinae (American house dust mite)
Lineage: Eukaryota; Metazoa; Arthropoda; Arachnida; Sarcoptiformes; Pyroglyphidae
Gene: Ctps
Product: CTP synthase
Biological process (GO): CTP biosynthetic process; pyrimidine nucleobase biosynthetic process
Cellular component (GO): cytoplasm; cytoophidium
Molecular function (GO): identical protein binding; CTP synthase activity
Source: RefSeq, a predicted model, not a curated record
AUGUAUUUUGGAGGUUAAACUUCUCAAUUUUUUCUUAGUGCGCUGUAUGAAUUGAUCACGCUGUCUGAAUAAACGAUCAUUGUUAUUCCUAACAACACAUAUGGUAUUGGCGCCGAAUUUAAGCUGCUGUUUAUAUUUCAAUUUUUUUGUUUAUCAAACGUAUCCCAGAAUCAUCGAAAUAAUGAAGUAUAUUCUGGUCACUGGAGGAGUUAUCUCUGGUAUUGGCAAAGGUGUCGUAUCCAGUUCAAUUGGAACAUUGUUAAAAAGUAUGGGGUUUAUUGUGACGGCUAUUAAGAUUGAUCCAUAUAUCAACAUUGAUGCAUCACUGUUUUCGCCGUACGAACAUGGCGAAGUUUUUGUAUUAGACGACGGUGGAGAAGUCGAUCUCGAUCUUGGCAAUUAUGAACGAUUUUUAGACAUAAAACUACAUCGUGAUAACAAUAUAACGACUGGAAAAAUUUAUCAAAAAGUAAUUGAAAAAGAACGUCUUGGUGAUUAUCUGGGAAAAACGGUACAAAUCAUUCCACAUAUUACCAAUGAAAUUCAAGAAUGGGUUGAACGUGUUGCGCAAUUACCAGUUACUGAGCCAUUGGCUGUUUGUGAUGAUGGUUCAAAUAAUCUGUCCGAUGAGUCAUCCGGACAAGUGCCCGAUAUAUGUGUUAUUGAAUUGGGUGGUACUAUUGGCGAUAUUGAAGGAAUGCCAUUUGUAGAAUCGUUUCGACAAUUCGCUAGGAAAAAAGGUCCGGAAAAUUUUUGCUGUGUGCACGUAAGUUUAUUACCAAAACCUAAAUCAACCGGGGAACACAAAACUAAACCGACACAAGUGUCAGUCAAAGAACUUCGUGCUCUUGGUUUGUCUCCAGAUCUCAUUGUUGCGCGAAGUGAAGAACCCAUUGAUCAAUCUAUAAAAGAGAAAAUCUCCAACUAUUGCCAUGUAGAUCCAGAUCAAGUUAUUUGUCUCUGUGAUCAAGCAUCGAUUUACCGUGUGCCUUUAGUACUGGAUCAACAGGGUUUGAUUGAAUAUUUUUCCAAAAAAUUCAAUUUAUCUAUUGAGCCUGAUCCUUCAAGAAAAUUUUUGCAUAAAUGGCGACGCCUUGCCGAACGUCAUGAUCGUCUUUUGAAAACGAUAUCAAUAGCAUUGGUGGGCAAAUAUACCAAGUUGGAAGACUCAUAUGCUUCUGUGAUUAAAGCUUUAAAUCAUGCAUCAUUGACCAUUAAUCGAAAGUUACAAAUCUUUUAUAUCGAAGGAUCAUCAUUGGAAGAAACUACAAAGCAACAUAACCCAUCAGAAUAUUAUGAAGCAUGGCAACAACUUUGCAAAGCCGAUGGAUUACUUGUUCCUGGAGGCUUUGGUGGUCGUGGUAUCGAGGGAAAAAUUCUUGCCAUCGAACAUGCAAGGCAGAAAAAACAGCCAUUUUUAGGAAUUUGCCUUGGAUUUCAAUGUGCUGUUAUUGAAUUUUGCCGUAACGUACUUGGAAUGACAAAUGCUGAAUCACAAGAACAGAAUCCGGAUGCCAAAGAAAAAGUGGUUGUCGAAAUGCCUGAACAUAACGGUGGAAAUCUUGGUGGUACAAUGCGCGUUGGUCGACGAGAAACAAUCUUUGUCCAUAAGGAUUCUAUUCUUUAUCGGCUUUAUAAUCCGAAGAAUGAUCGUGUGUACGAACGACAUCGUCAUCGAUAUGAAGUAAAUAUCGAUAUGCUUGAUCGAUUGGAAAAAGCUGGAAUGCGAUUCGUAGGAAAAGACACAACCAUGCUACGUAUGGAAAUCAUGGAACUACGUGAUCAUCCCUAUUUUGUGGGCGUACAAUUUCAUCCGGAAUACACUUCCCGGCCAUUAAAACCAUCAAUUCCAUAUCUGGGUUUGUUGUUAGCUUCAGCCCAAAAGCUCGACACAUAUCUGGCACGAAUAGAAUCACCAAUCUCAAAUAGUGACAAUGAUGUUUCGGAUAGUGAUUCGACUGAUUCAAUUGUCGUUGUCAAAUCUAAGUGAUAUAUAUAGGUUUUUAUUUUGUCUAACAUUUGUUAUUAGAAUUCAGUAUUUUGAAAUUAAUAUAAUAAUAUCAUAAAUAAAUAAAUUACUUGAAUUGUAUAAA